CCCCUCGCAGAGAGGCAGUGCGGCGCAGGCUCGGCUCGCGGGCACUCGCGGACCUUUUUCAGUGUGCUUGCCUUUUCUUCCCGUCAUUCCUGUUUCCGUUUUCUCGGGGCUCUUCGGAUUUUCCACCUCUGCGAGGCACUUGGCGCCCAGGGGUCUAGUGACGUCAUCAUUCUGCGCGGACACCCGCCGGUAAAAGAGGGAACUGCUUUGCUGCCCUACACUGCUUUUGUUGGGCUGCUGUUCGUCCGGAAUCAUGGCGCCGUCAUUGUGGAAGGGGCUGGUGGGCAUCGGCCUCUUUGCCCUGGCCCACGCGGCCUUUUCCGCUGCGCAGCAUCGUUCUUAUAUGCGAUUAACAGAAAAGGAAGAUGAAUCACUGCCAAUAGAUAUAGUUCUUCAGACACUUCUGGCCUUUGCAGUUACCUGUUAUGGUAUAGUUCAUAUUGCAGGGGAGUUUAAAGACAUGGAUGCCACUUCAGAACUAAAAAAUAAGACGUUUGACACAUUAAGAAAUCACCCAUCAUUUUAUGUGUUUAAUCAUCGUGGUAGCGUGCUGUUCCGGCCUUCAGAUACAACAAAUUCUUCAAACCAAGAUGCCCUGUCCUCCAACACAUCGUUGAAGUUACGAAAACUUGAAUCACUGCGUCGUUAAGAUUUUUACAAAUCAAAUCAUGACAACAGGACAGCACACAGAGCUGGAAUAUCGGAGUUUGGGGUAUAAAACACUCCCCCCCCAUCAGUAUUUAUAUUGAUCUUUCAGACCUAAUUAAAAAAAAGCUUAUGGCCCUUGUUUGUAAACUGUUAAUCAAAUCAUUGAUGCAGUAUAAAUUAUCUGUGAAAUGAGUCUUUGAUCUUUCAUAGAGAGAAUUCUUUUUGUUUGUUUAAAACAAAUUCUCAUCUUUUGUAAAAGUCACUGUUUUGAACACAGUUCUUUGAAAAAAAUGAUGGUUUUGUAAUUAUUUAUUUUCUUAGAUUUCUCUUUCUUUUGCACUACAGUUUUCAGGAUCCUUUUGGAAAUAGUGUGACUACUGCAUUUUGCAGCAUGAGUGAUAGUAAAAUGUUCUUCAGUGCUUAACAACAAAUGGACUUCUCUAAAGAGAUUUUAAAAGGUGACUUAAUCGGGUUUUUUAAUGCCCCCUAAAAUGGCUCUGCUUCAGCAGAUAGUUGUCAGUUUUUAAUUUAUCCGUGACUUUUCACCCCACCUGACUCCCAUAUACCUUCUAACAUCAGCUGUCUUGUUUAAUCACUUCUCUGGGGUUCUGUGCGCAGUGAGCAAUUUUUAUGUCCAAAAUUCUUUGUCACAACAAAUAUAUUUAACAAACUCAACUUGCUGUAAAAGCUACUUGUGAUCUUUUAUCGGUAAGAAGUUUCCCUAAUUGAUUAUGUAAUAUAAGAAUAGUUGAAGAUAGACCAAAAAGACCAUUUGUGAUUUAAUUAUCAUGCUUACCUAGAAGACUAGUAAUCAUGGAGGAAAGCUGAUUUUUCAUUAGGCAGUUUAACUUAUUCGAGGUCUGUUAUUUUAUUGCACGCCAUGCUAGUGAAUUAGUAAAAAUAAACUUCUCAUUAAAAGUAGACUUCAAAGGAAUUGGGCCAAAUAUGGUCUAAAUAUUUGAAACUAAUGUCUUUAAUUUAAAAAACAAUUAAGGUAAAAAAAAUUAAGAAACUGUUUUGUAGCUUCUGACUUCUAGCAGGCUUAGAGUUUUUCAUCUCCAUUGUAUGUUGCUGAAGAUGAGGAAGUGGAUACAGAGUAGAAUAUUUUUAGAAACAGUAAUUUUAGUUUUAGGGAAAUUUGGCUAGCUCUUUGAUCUGCAGAAAGCUUAACAUUUCUUUGUAGAGAACAUUGCUUUUAUUGAAUUCUACAGGUAUGAAAACAUUGCUUGUGUUGAAUUCUAUAGAUGUAAAGGGAAUAACUACAGAGAUUUGAAGAGGAAAUGUGCUUUAGGCAAGAAUCAGAUGAUGCCUUUACACUUGAUGGUAUUUUUUUCCAUUAGAAAUGAACCUCAGCUCUUCUGUUCUGCCUGGUAACACAGCCCCAAAGCAGAAGAUGAUUUAUUUUGUCUUUGGGUUUUUAUUGUUGUUUUAGUUUUGUUUUGCCAACCUAGUCUGUCUGUGGAACACUGACUCUGCUUUCUAAGGAGAACAAAGUUAGCAAUGUUCUGAUAACCCGAAAUCAUUUAGACAUGAGUUAAAAAUGUGAAGUCAGGGGUUGAAAGUGGUGAUGAUAAAAUCAAAGUAGUAGGGCUUGUAUACCGUUUGCUCGGGUAUGACAUGAUCUGUAAUAGCCUUUUGCUUGCUUCUCUCUUGGGGAUGUGUUCCUUUCCUAAUAUGGCUUUAUAACAACUUUAGUGAGAUGUAAUUCACAUAGCUUACAAUUUACCCAUUUAACAGGUACAUUUCAGUGAUUUUGUAACAUAGUCCUAAGUUGUGCAACCAUGCCCACAGUCAAUUUGGGAAUAUUGUCAUCGUCACCCCAAAAAGAAACCCUGCAUCCUCUAGCAGUCACAUCUCAUUUCACCCCAAUGCCUCCCAGUCCCAAGCAACCACUAGUCAAUCUACUUUUUUUUUUAAUCAAUCUACUUUUGAUCUCUAUGAUUGGCUAUCUAGUCUGGUCAUUUAAUCUAAAUGGAUUUGUACAAUAUCUGGUCUUUCAUGACUGGCUUCCCAAAUAUGGUUUUGUUCUAUGUGGAGUGAGAAUUUUUUUCUCAUCUUGGGAACUAACUGUGACUGCUGUGAAAGGAAGUCGUUGGUAAAAUCACUAGCUGUGAGGACGGAGGGUCAGCUACUUAACAGUUUAGUUUCUCAGUUAAUCUUAUGCCGAAUAGUUUUUCCUCAUAACCAAACAUUCGUGACAUACUACUACUUAUAAUAUUUUGGCUAGUUUCUAGAAUGGAUAUUGAAAUCUUUGCUUACCUAGUCAGGAAAGUCCUGCUAAAAAUGAUGCCAAAUAAUUUGGCAAAUAAUUGGCAUAGCAGUUUUCAGUCGUGUCUCACUUUGCUAGCAGCUUGUAUACCUCGGGCCAGGUGAGCUUCCCAAAUUUCUCCUUAAUUUCCUCCAGUGAAUUUCUGCUGUCUUUUUAAAGUAUGUACCAUAGGAUUAAAAGAGAUUUGGGUAUAUCAUAACAGUUCUAAAUGGAUUCAGUUCAGAAUUUAUAAUGUUAUGAGACAGGCCAUGACUACCUAAGGUAGUCCCCAAAAUGGAGUGCUGUGAGCUAGUUCAGCCGGCAGUGGACUAUGAUUCCAGGGGCAUUCCGACAUUUGAACUAUUGAAGGCUCUCCAGAAUAUAGGAAAACUCAUUUUUUAACCAGGGAACCAGCCAAAUGCUAUGGGCUGUUGGCCCAGCUGUGGAAAAUGUAGGUCGGGGGAACUGGAGACUACAAUGCUCUGUAGCUCCCGAGUGAUUGUUUCCUAAGCACUGUAGCUUCUUUUUCAGUGGCAUGGCAGCAUCUUCCUGGUUGUAUGUGGCCUGUUUCCAUGAUGUAUUGAGUAGUGUUUGUCGUGAGCAUCGAUGCCUGUAACACCAAGCUAAACACAGUCUUUUGGAUAUGUUUCCUCUCUUUAAAUGACCUUGCCCUGUCUAAUAAAUAAAUGAUUGUCUCACCCUCA
Molecule: messenger RNA, 3600 nt
Organism: Rhinolophus ferrumequinum (greater horseshoe bat)
Lineage: Eukaryota; Metazoa; Chordata; Mammalia; Chiroptera; Rhinolophidae
Gene: MMGT1
Product: membrane magnesium transporter 1
Exons: 4
Coding region: 254-649 (131 amino acids)
Cellular component (GO): early endosome; plasma membrane; EMC complex
Source: RefSeq, a predicted model, not a curated record